AAUAAUGCCCUCUUCCACCAUCGCGUCAACGAUCAAACGAUGCCGCGUUUCCCAAUGUAAGACAAAGAAACCCGAUAUCGGCCGUCGAUUCUUCUCUCUUGCACCGGAGAAGAGGAGAACGCUGGAACUGGAAGUUGCAAGAUCGUCGCAACGGAUAAGGCUUACAGCAGGCGGCCGGGGUCAAAAAGGCUGUGGAUUAUAUUCUAGAGUAGAGAGAGAGAGAGAGAGAGAGGAAGAGAGGACAUGAAUUUCCGGAGCCUGGAGGAGUUCUGGGCGUAUUAUGUGAGCCAGCACUCCAAGGCGUCGACCCGGCGGUGGCACUUCGGCGGCACCCUCUCCGCCCUCCUCUGCCUCCUCUCCUCCCUCCUCCUCCUCAAGCCGUGGCUCCUCCUCCUCGCGCCCUUGUGUGGUUACGGCCUCGCCUGGUACAGCCACGUCUUCGUGGAGCGCAACGCCCCCGCCACCUUCUCCCACCCUCUCUGGUCCCUCCUCUGCGACCUCAAGAUGUUCGGCCUCAUGCUCACCGGCCGGAUGGACCGCGAGAUCAAGCGCCUCGGCAAGAGGCCCGUCCUGCAGGCCUUCUGAUCGCCUUCUCUUCUUAGUAACCGUUUGCCACUCUAAUUGCUAUUGCUGUGACCCCUUCUUCCACCUGUAAUUAUUAUCACAUCCGGAUUCCCUGAUUAAUUUUAUGCGAUGGCGACGGCUCUUCUGGAACUGUGAUGCAUCGGUCUUCUGCAUAAAUCUUUCGGACGAAGUUUUCCCCCCCCCCGUUUUUUUUUUUUUUGCGUUUUCUCGCUGCUUUUGCAUCGAUUUAGUUUAGAUCUUAAUAAUUGGAUCUCCCCCCCAACCUCCUUUCCUUGCCCCAGUAACACAUGCCUUUGGUUCCUUCAUCUCUGGAGUGAAUUUUAAGUGCUUUGCAAGGAAAAUAGAAGUACCGGAUUCGAUCACAAACAAAGAAAAGCUCUUGCAUUACUUGUUAGUGUGGUGUCUCUUAGCAACCUUGCUGCGAUUGUUCCUGGAUCCUGUUCCAUUCUUUCUUACAGUAUCUGAGGUUGUCUUCCAUUCUUUUCCAGGAUUUUAUUAUUCUUUUGUCGAAUUGCAAAGCAUGACUGAAUGGAGAAAUAGAUCUUGACAAUGACUUAGGUCAGAAUAAUGGGUUCUUUGUUACAGAAAUAUAGUAUAAAGAGGAACUAAUUUACCAAAAAGAUCUAUCGAUUCCAGUAGGACGGAGCAGAACACAUUUAUUUCAAACUAUCACCAACUCUCAAAGGUAUUAUCGACUUAAUAAGAGUUGAUCAAUAAGGAAAGCGGAUUGUUGACAGAAUCAUAGUUUGUAUGUACUAGUCUUUGAGCAGAACUUCUCUUGAUGAUAUGAAAUUUUCUUAGCUUACUUUGGAUAUCUUGACA
Molecule: messenger RNA, 1407 nt
Organism: Elaeis guineensis (African oil palm)
Lineage: Eukaryota; Viridiplantae; Streptophyta; Magnoliopsida; Arecales; Arecaceae
Source: RefSeq, a predicted model, not a curated record